AGGCGGCGCAGGGGCCGUGGUCAGCCUGCGUCUCUGCGUUCGCUCCGCCGUGCCCUCGGCCCUUGCAGGCCUCCCCGGAGCGGGAGUGGAGCCGGCGCCGGCGUCGCGGGGCCGGGGCGGAGGGCCUGCCGCGGGAGCUCGGCGCGGCGCUGGGGCGCGGGCGGCCGGGCGGCGGCGCGAUGGCUGCGGGCGGCGGGGCGGCGGCGGGCCGAGCCUACUCGUUCAAGGUGGUGCUGCUGGGCGAGGGCUGCGUGGGGAAGACGUCGCUGGUGCUGCGCUACUGCGAGAACAAGUUCAACGACAAGCACAUCACCACGCUGCAGGCAUCAUUCUUAACAAAGAAGUUAAAUAUUGGUGGCAAAAGAGUAAACCUUGCUAUAUGGGAUACAGCAGGUCAAGAGAGAUUCCAUGCAUUGGGUCCAAUUUACUACAGAGAUUCAAAUGGAGCUAUUUUAGUUUAUGAUAUAACAGAUGAAGACUCUUUUCAGAAGGUGAAAAACUGGGUCAAAGAAUUACGGAAAAUGUUGGGAAAUGAAAUCUGUUUAUGUAUAGUUGGUAAUAAAAUAGAUUUGGAAAAGGAGAGACAUGUUUCCAUCCAAGAAGCAGAAUCGUAUGCAGAUUCUGUGGGAGCAAAACAUUAUCAUACUUCAGCCAAACAGAACAAAGGAAUUGAGGAACUCUUUCUUGACCUUUGUAAAAGGAUGAUAGAAACAGCACAAGUGGAUGAAAGGGCAAAAGGCAACGGCUCCAGUCAGCCAGGAGCUGCAAGGCGAGGGGUGCAGAUCAUCGACGACGAGCCCCCAGCCCAGAGCGGUGGUGGCGGGUGCUGUUCUUCUGGAUAACUGUCCACACCUAAGAAACUUAGAACAAACAAACUGUGGAUCAUUGCCUCAACAUGAAGACUGCCAUAUUCCAAGUCACGUUAUUUUACCAGUGAAAUUGUAGAAUUAACAGUAUUUUAAAUUACGUUUAUAACACUGCAGAGACCUUAAGUGCUAAACUUAGUGGAGUUUGUGACCAGAGAAUUGGCAUUUUCUACAAAUGUUAACAAAGCAAUUACCAAUGGCCUUUUUACAUAUUUUUUUCUUUAAUAAGGAAUAAUGUGCAUGUAGAAAAGACCUACUUAAAGCCUUCAUUUAUAUUCUUUUAAAUCACAUCUUUAUUUAAUAACUUAUAUAUGUUGUCGGAAUGGUAUACAUUUUUGCGCCCCUUUGUAUUUUGUGGUGGUUUGAACUGUAUCACUUCUAAAUGGCAAACUGUUUUUGUUUUUGUUUUUUUAAUUAGCAGAUACCUGAAGUACUAUUUUUGCAGGGUUUGCACAGGCCCCUAACUGUCUACUACUUUGAUAUAAUCUGUAUACAUCUGUAUGCUGAGCUGGUAAAAUACAUUGUAAAUUACGUAUUAAAUAUUUUAUCUGCUUUUACAAACGCAAGGUGCAAACAUAUAUACAAUAGUCUCAUUGAUGACUGUAAAGUGAAUUAACAUUUGGCGAUAAUGCCUAAGCUUUUUGACUGAUAUAAAGAUCAUAGCUCUCCCUCACUGCUUUUGUCUUAACCUGAAAGUGGUAUGUUUAAGUUUUCUCGUAUACUUUACUUGAAUUAUUGCUGUUACAUUUUUUCAUUUUUUGCCUCUAGAAGUCCAUCUGAUGAUUGAACAAUAGCAUUUGCCUUUUGGUUUGUGAGUUAUUUUUGUUUUUGUUUUUUGUUUGGAUAAAAGAGGCAACUUCUGCCAAUUUUGCUUAGAAUGAUUAAGUUAGAAAUGUUUGAGUGGAGCAUGCUGAGUUUCACUUCUGCAAUGGCUUUAGUUUUUUCUUAGGCUUUAUUUAUGUGAGAUGGGCUCACUAGUGUGAGAAGAGAGGAAGAGGUCCCAGCGAGUAGCCACUGACGAAGACUCGUUUAUAGGGCAUGUUAGUGGUAGUUUAUGCUCCUGAAGCAGCACUUGUAGAUCCUUUGUGGGCAAGUUGUAUUUGUUCAUUGCUUGCCAGAGAUGAACACAGAAAAUUUUGUUUCAUUUUAUAAGACCUAUCCUUCUGAGUUUGUGUGAAGGGAAACAUUUCAUGUAAUGCAGUGAUAGUGAACACUGGAAAGAUUUAUUAUAAAAUUAUAUUCUUGUAUACUUUGUAAAUUAGUCUCUCCUUAGGUUUUUUUUUUCUUAAGCAUAAGACUGAGCUUAAAUUUGUUAAUUUUAAUAGAAUCAGGCACUGCUCACAGAAGGAACACAAAUUGUGGAAAUUAAGUUGUUAUAUAUAUUUUUCCAUUUCUGUCAUGCUUGGAAAACUAGUAAAUGUUUGUCUAAGAUAAAAUGGAAUGGUCCUUGGA
Diceros bicornis minor is the source of this 2318-nucleotide messenger RNA. It is a transcript of the gene RAB21, whose product is annotated as RAB21, member RAS oncogene family. Gene Ontology annotation, biological process: Rab protein signal transduction. NCBI's taxonomy places the organism in Eukaryota, Metazoa, Chordata, Mammalia, Perissodactyla, Rhinocerotidae. Gene Ontology annotation, molecular function: GTPase activity; GTP binding. The record is from RefSeq and is a predicted model, not a curated record. The transcript has 7 exons. The coding region runs from base 180 to 842 and encodes 220 amino acids.